UGGGAUGACGACGGACGGGAGCAGGAGAGACGACAGAAAUCACAAGGAGUGUAGCUAGUCUCCCUUGUGAUUCUGGAAAGAAGAAGAGGCAGAUCAGAAAUCGCAGGCGACGGAGGAGAGAGAGGUCUUGGAAGGCGGAGACUUCUCUUGUCGUUUGCGGCUAGGGCUUUUGAGAGAGAGCAUAUCUACGUUAAACAACAUAUAUAAACCAACGUAACAGGAUAUGGAACGUCGAAGGCCGUGUACGGGGAAUCAACCUAGGUAACGGGAGAUUUCAGUUCGACUUUGAUAACGAAGCUGACCUCCUCUCGGUACUAAGCAAGCGCCCCUGUCACUUCAAUCAAUGGAGCUUCGCGCUUGAACGCUGGGAACCUUUCACCAGCGAGUCCUUCCCCAACACAAUCCCUUUUUGGAUCAGUGUCACCGGAGUCCCAGUUCACUUCUGGAAUGAUCCGACUUUCAUUGUGAUCUCUAAAGUCCUCGGCCCUUGGAUCUCCCUUGACUCGAAAAGAGCAAGGUUUCAAGUCUCUGUCAAUGUUGACAAGCCUUUACAAUUUGAACGCCGCCUUGAAUUUCCGAAUGGAGACAUCGGACGUGUCUCCUUCUCCUAUGAAGGUCUCUUCAGAUACUGCUACACUUGCCAUAUGAUCUCGCACGAUGAAUCUGCAUGUCCCCUGCUUACUCCCGAGGAGCGAGAACAAAAAAGGCAGCAGAGAGCAGAGCUUAAUGCACAAGUAGACCCAUCCACUGGACGAGUGAGAAGCGACGAUCGUGCUGGUUACACGAAACGGCCCCGUUCCCCGACAAGCGGGCGUUCAUCCCCUCCUAUAGGGCGUAAUCGAACCUCUACCUCCAACCUCUCUAAAAACGACUAUCAUCGCGAGGAAAAAAGGCAAAGAAAAUCUCCAUCCAGGGAUAGCAGAGCCCCCAUUCCCAGCCACCCGGAGAUGGAAAACAAUCGCGAAACCUCAACUCGCAGUCAACCUCGCAACGAGGAUGUAUGGAGACGCCUGGAACUACCAUCUCGCACAUCUUCCGUUUAUGGAAAGAAUACUACGGCUCGUGCUCCCCAUAGAGAUAAACAAUACCCGCAGAAGCGUAGAGAGACAAACCGUCCAGCCCCCUACGGCAGUCGUCAAAGCUACCGCUCCCAAGAAGCUCGCUCCUGGCGCCCCCGAUCACCUCCAAAGAACCCUCGCUACACUGAUCCAGCGCCAGUGUCCUCUCGUGCUCCCCAUUUGGAACGCAAAGACCCCGCCACUGAGGUACCCUCCCUUGCUAUCUCGGAUUCUCAACGAACUAUUUCGGACCAACUAGGCCAACUGGAGCUGGGAGAAAUCAACAGGGGAGAACUCCCAAAAAGCCCAGUGGCUGAAACGACGGAGGAACGCCAAAGACGUAUCAAGGGGAAAGCUCAUAUGACAGACACCCCUACCUCCAGAGAACGGGAGCCACGCAUCAGAACCUCCUCUCUCUCCAUCCGUGAACCAUCAAACGAACUCCAAGCUCUGCCUCACAAUGUUGACCCUUGCAGUGUCGACCCCGAGCUCAACGCCCCUGCUCCUGCUCCCAUCCCGACUGCUCCUUCUCAGGGCCCGAUGAAUAUGGCUCCAAAAAAUCUGGAGUUCGACCUUGACAUGGAAUUUGAACAGGAACUAGACAUAACACUCACAGAGGAAGAAUUGGCUCUGGUCGAUACAAUGGUCCAAGAAACUGAACUUUUGGAAAUGGAUGCUGAGAUGAUGGAUAACGAUGACCUCCUUGGUGAUGAUCUCAUAGAUGAGGUCCCGGAUGAAAAUGCGGAAAAAAUUGAUGCCAUUUCCCAAUUAUCUCCAGCAAUGGCUGCGAUUAAUAUGGAUAUGCAGGAGGAUCUACCGCCACCAACUUGGAAGGUACCACCGCAAGCUCCGAAAACAGCGCCCGUAACCCAAGACGUGCUCCCUACAGACCCUCCUGCGCAUAUCGCUAAAGGAUAUCUCAAGAAACAAGCCCCAAAGAACUCUGAUGCAAAGUGUGUCAAAGCUACCAAAGCCUCGAAGAAGCUCAGUCAGCUCAGAGGCCGCGACUCACCCAGGAAGCGCUCCACCCUGGGUUCGGUGGUGUCCCAGAAACCACCCAGUAAGAAGAUAUGAGUGCCAUAGCUUGGAAUUGUCAGGGCGCCGGAGCUUACCUGACCAAGAAACACCUCCGGGAAUUGCAUCGUUGUUUUAC
This is a messenger RNA of Raphanus sativus (radish), 2211 nucleotides long. RefSeq lists its product as uncharacterized. The record is from RefSeq and is a predicted model, not a curated record. The transcript has 2 exons. NCBI's taxonomy places the organism in Eukaryota, Viridiplantae, Streptophyta, Magnoliopsida, Brassicales, Brassicaceae. Bases 645 to 2132 code for a protein of 495 amino acids.